GUAAGUUUUAUAGUUUGGCAAUCCUAUUAGAACACAAAGAAAACAAAAACGAAGUGUAGCUAAAAGAAAUACUAUUUGUUUUUACAAUUUUUAAUAUAAUUGACUCAGAUAUACUUACAUUGAAUAAAUUAUGGAUUGUGAUGAAAUGCAAGUCAUAGAGGAGCCAAAUCUUUCAGAACGCAAAGAGACGGGCAAAAGGGGACGUAAGCCAGGACGUAAAGCUUCAACGGAAAAAGUGGAUAUAAGGGCCAAAUUAGAGCGUAGUCGUCAAAGUGCACGGGAAUGUCGAGCACGUAAGAAAUUACGUUACCAGUAUUUGGAAGAACUAGUCGCCGAUCGAGAAAAGGCUGUAUUGGCUUUGCGUGAAGAACUGGAGCGAUACAAAAAAUGGAGCACAGAACUUAGUGAAGGUAACAUACCAGAUGGCUUUCAGCAAUUGCUGGAAGAAGCAGGCGUGCUAAAACAAGAACAAGUGAUGUGAAACUAAAUACCUCGAUACCUAGUUUUUAACUGUUUUUUAUUAAUUAUAAAGAUAAAUUUUAAGUUUUUCAUUACUAUAUAAGAGUAGUAAGGUGUCAUACAUUAUUUUUAUUGAAUUAAAAACUGUUUAAAAAAACGAAA
Messenger RNA from Bactrocera oleae (olive fruit fly), 621 nucleotides. It is a transcript of the gene REPTOR-BP, whose product is annotated as REPTOR-binding partner. NCBI's taxonomy places the organism in Eukaryota, Metazoa, Arthropoda, Insecta, Diptera, Tephritidae. The record is from RefSeq and is a predicted model, not a curated record. Gene Ontology annotation, biological process: regulation of DNA-templated transcription. Gene Ontology annotation, cellular component: nucleus. Gene Ontology annotation, molecular function: DNA-binding transcription factor activity.